This is a messenger RNA of Teleopsis dalmanni, 833 nucleotides long. RefSeq names its product protein pxr1-like. The coding region runs from base 248 to 676 and encodes 142 amino acids. The record is from RefSeq and is a predicted model, not a curated record. Lineage: Eukaryota; Metazoa; Arthropoda; Insecta; Diptera; Diopsidae. The transcript has 2 exons.
GUACGAAACACUUGGAAUGGCUUUUGCUUUAUAUAAUUGCAAAUAGUUGUAAUAUAUUUAUUAAAAUUUUUAAACUGAUUUAUAUAAAGAACCAGUUUGCUUAAAUUGUUGAUUAACAAAUUUCUGCAAGUAUUUCAUAGUACUGAAAAAUGAGUAUGUGAGUUCCUAUGAGUACUAAAGUCGGAUUAUAUUAAUAGUAUUUUGUUCGCAAGAGAGAAAAUUGUGAUAUACUGCGUUCUGUUAUACAAUGGAUUUUUGGGAAAAAAAUAAAGAAGAUAAAGAAGAAUCCGAAGAAGAAGAUUACCACAAGAAAUUUUUAAAUGGGUUGCAGCAUAUGAAAAAAAAACUUGAAGUUCAAAUGAAAAGAGAUGAGAAGCUGCGAAAAGAAAUAUUGUUUAAAGAAAACUCUGAUGACAGCGAUGAGUAUCUAGAUGAUGAUGAGGAGAAAACAAGUCACGUGGGUCCUACAAGAGAUUAUCUUAUUGAAUUGCACAGACUUUGUGAUAAGCCAUCCAUGGAAGAAGAAGAGAAAGGCGAAAAAAAAGACAAAAAAGAAGCAAAAGAAAUAAAAAAAAUAGAAGAAGAAGAGGAAGACGAAAAAGAAAAAGAUAAGGAGGAAGAUGGAAAACCGAUAGAUGUAAGUGAAGAUGAAGCGUCUGUCGAUAGCAACACUUGAGUUGGUAAAACCGAUUCUAAAAACCAUCAAUUGUGAUAAAUAUUAAUAUGUAAAUACAAGAAAAUGUAAAAAGUGAUUGACAUAUUUUUGAAUAGAAAAAAAUUUUGUUUUAAAGCAUACAAUUAUUAUCUGCUCUAUUCUCUCUAUAUUUGAAAGU